AUGGCUUUGAUGGAGACAUUUUAUCUCUCACAUGGAGCUCCAACUCUUGCUAUUGAUGAAACCGUUCCAGCAAGACAAUUCUUUCAAUCAUGGAAACAAAGUGUAUACAAAGAGAAACCAAGUUCCAUUCUUGUUAUUUCUGCUCAUUGGGAGACCAAAGAACCUACUGUUAAUGUUGUUGAUCGAAAUGAAACCAUUUAUGACUUCUAUGGCUUCCCUAAGCCCUUGUACCAGAUCAAGUAUACACCACCAGGAGCUCCAAAAUUGGCUAAGAGGGUGAAGGAAUUGCUUAUGGCAUCUGGCAUUGAGAAGGUCGAUGAAGAUAAAAAAAGAGGGCUUGACCAUGGUGCUUGGGUUCCACUGAUGUUCAUGUACCCGGAGGCUGACAUCCCGGUAUGCCAACUCUCCGUUCAAUCGGAUAGAGAUGGCACUCACCAUUACAACAUGGGGAAGGCCCUGGCUCCUCUCAGAGAGGAAGGUGUCCUUAUCCUAGGAUCAGGAUCUGCUGUACACAACUUGGGUUCCAGGCUACCUAAUGGUAGUCCUGUUCCUUCGUGGGCUUUGCAGUUUGAUGACUGGCUUAAAGAUGCUCUUAUUGAAGGAAGGUAA
This is a messenger RNA of Dovyalis caffra, 609 nucleotides long. Lineage: Eukaryota; Viridiplantae; Streptophyta; Magnoliopsida; Malpighiales; Salicaceae. The record is from the annotation of a GenBank genome assembly.